AUGUAUUUUAGCCCAUUACUCAGUUUUCUCAAAUCUGGCUUCUCGACUCUCGGCACUCCGCCCUCGUUAGUCGUCUCUCGUCUCUCACCGCCUGCUCAGCGACUCACCUGCUGCAACCCGACUCAAGUAAUGGCUCGUUUGAGUGUAAGUAAAAUUGCCGAGAGAAGAAAAAGGAUUGUGGUUGCUUUGUCUGUUUUCUUAGAGAUGUAUACUGCUGUUAGUGCUCUAGUGCUUUUAAUGGCAUCAGCAGCAUCUCUCAAUAGUUUAGGAGACAAUGAUUUCUCCUUUACCCCGGCUCAAACAUCAUCUGCUAGAGGGGUGAGUUCAACAAAGAGGAAGAGGCGAAGCAUUGACACAUGUGAACCUAUUACUGCAGAUUCUUUGCUUCGUGCUGCCAUUAUGUUGAGUUAGAAGUUAGAAUCGGUGGGAGAGAAAAUAAGUAGAAGUCUUGGGGCCGAAUUGAAUCUUCAAGAAAAGAUUGAGCAAUUGGAUAGUAAAUUGAGUGAGAUUGAGGGACUGUCAUAUGAUGACAAGUUUAUGACUUUGAUCAAGCUUCCUGAAUAUCCAAAUCAAGUGCUUGUGUUUUUCAGCCUUGCACCGGACCGAAGGCCUGAAUGGGUGAAAAGGUUUCUUGCUAUCCAUUGAACAUAUUUGUGUGAGUAGCAUAAAGUACUUUGUUGUUUUUGCUAUGAGUUAAUACUCGGAGGAUCAUUGGAGGUAUUAACCCUUUUUGCUAUCAAGCUAAAAAGUACGUUGUUGUAAGUAUGAAGUUGGUUGUUGUUUUUGCGGGAAAAGCAUGAAGUUGGUUAUUGUAAAAAUAUGAUGUUAGCUUGUUUUUUGAGAACUAAAAGGGAUGAAUUGUUUGAACUUAUAAUUAUGUAUAUUUUGUAAC
Messenger RNA from Ipomoea nil (Japanese morning glory), 892 nucleotides. RefSeq lists its product as uncharacterized. Lineage: Eukaryota; Viridiplantae; Streptophyta; Magnoliopsida; Solanales; Convolvulaceae. The transcript is spliced from 2 exons. The record is from RefSeq and is a predicted model, not a curated record. Bases 1 to 411 code for a protein of 136 amino acids.